Culex pipiens pallens (northern house mosquito) is the source of this 2729-nucleotide messenger RNA. RefSeq names its product trifunctional enzyme subunit alpha, mitochondrial (gene Mtpalpha). Gene Ontology annotation, molecular function: NAD+ binding; long-chain (3S)-3-hydroxyacyl-CoA dehydrogenase (NAD+) activity; enoyl-CoA hydratase activity. Gene Ontology annotation, biological process: fatty acid beta-oxidation. NCBI's taxonomy places the organism in Eukaryota, Metazoa, Arthropoda, Insecta, Diptera, Culicidae. Bases 183 to 2495 code for a protein of 770 amino acids. The record is from RefSeq and is a predicted model, not a curated record. Gene Ontology annotation, cellular component: mitochondrion; mitochondrial fatty acid beta-oxidation multienzyme complex. The transcript is spliced from 5 exons.
CCGAGACAGUCCAAGUCGUCGUCGUCGGAUGUGCUAAUCGCGUUCCAUUUGAGUGGCUGCAUCUCGUCAUCAAUUUAAUUAUUUUUUAGUUUUUUUUUAUUAGUUUAAUUUCACCUCGGAUUAAAGUGCCUUUCCGUUUCUAUUUUGCAGCUCCCCCCCGUAAGUGAGUGCGAGAAGAGAAAAUGGCCAGCCUAAGACUGAUUGGGACGUCGCUGCAGCGCCAACUGACCUUUGCCCGGUCGGUCAAUUUCAGAGGAUCCUCCCCGCUGAUGCAGAGCCGCUUCCUGGCCAGUGCGCCCGCCGCCAAGCACAUCAAGACCAAGGUCGUCGACGGCGUGCUGGUGGUGACGCUGGACUCGCCCGGCGUCAAGGUCAACUCGCUCGGUGCCGAGGUGCAGGCCGAGUUCGAUGCCGUGUUCCGCGAGCUGGAGACGAACCCCGCCCUCAGCUCUGCGGUGGUCAUUUCGGCCAAACCGGGCUGCUUCAUCGCGGGGGCCGACAUUACCAUGCUGGAAAAGUGCAAGACGGUCGAGGAAGCGACGAAGAUCUCGCACGAGGGCCAGCUGCAGUUCAACAAGAUGGAGAAGAGCCGCAAGCCGAUUGUGGCCGCGAUCAACGGAGUUUGUCUGGGAGGAGGGCUGGAGCUGGCGCUGGCCUGUCAGUACCGGAUUGCGGUUAAGAGCAAGAAGACGAAUUUGGGGUUGCCGGAGGUGAUGUUGGGUCUGCUGCCCGGGGCGGGCGGAACUCAGCGACUGCCGAAGUUGUCGUCGAUUCCGACGGCGCUGGAUUUGGCGCUGACCGGGAAGAACGUCAAGGCAGACAAGGCCAAGAAGCUGGGCAUUGUGGACUUGCUGGUGAAUCCGUUGGGUCCGGGACUGAAGAACUCCGAAGACAGCACGAUCGAGUACCUGGAGAAGGUUGCCAUCCAGGCGGCCAAGGACAUUGCCUCGGAUAAGCUGAAGGUGAACCGCAAGAAGGGUGGGCUCGUGAACGGCGUCAUGGAUUUCGCCUUCUCGAUUGACUGGGUCAAGGACAAGGUGUUUGGCAAGGCGCGCGAGCAGGUCAUGAAGAUGUCCGGUGGAUUGUACCCGGCGCCGUUGAAGAUUUUGGACGUGAUUCGCACCGGCGUCGACAAGGGCUUCGAGGUUGGUUCGGAGGCGGAACGCAAGGGAUUCGGAGAGUUGUCGCAGACUCCACAAUCGAAGGGUCUCAUCGGGCUGUUCCGCGGUCAGACUGAGUGCAAGAAGAACCGCUUUGGCAAGCCCGCCAAUCCGCCAAAGACUAUUGGCGUGCUGGGCGCGGGUCUGAUGGGAGCCGGUAUCGUGCAAGUGAGUAUCGAUAAGGGUUAUCACGUCGUGAUGAAGGACACCACGGAGGCGGGUCUGGGCCGCGGUAUUGGACAGGUCCAAACCGGUCUGCAGAACGCCAUCAAGCGAAAACGGAUCAGCGCGAUCGAGCGCGAUCAGAUCCUGUCCAACCUGAACCCUACGCUGAACUACGACGAGUUCCGCAAUGUGGACAUUGUCAUUGAGGCGGUGUUUGAGAACUUGGACAUCAAGCACAAGGUGAUCAAGGAGCUGGAGCAGGUCAUCCCGAAGCAUGCCAUCAUUGCGACAAACACGUCGGCGAUUCCGAUCACCAAGAUUGCCGCGGGAAGCUCGCGUCCGGACAAGGUUGUCGGAAUGCACUACUUCUCCCCGGUAGACAAGAUGCAAUUGCUGGAGAUCAUCACCCACCCGGGAACGUCGAAGGAAACGGCCGCCGCUGCCGUCGAGGUUGGCUUGAAGCAGGGCAAGGUUGUGAUCACCGUCGGCGAUGGACCAGGCUUCUACACGACCCGUAUUUUGUCCACGAUGUUGUCCGAAGCGAUCCGCCUCCUGCAGGAGGGCGUUGAUCCGAAGGAUCUAGACAAGAUGACCAAAUCGUUCGGUUUCCCGGUGGGAGCCGCCACCCUGGCCGAUGAGGUCGGAAUCGACGUCGGUGCUCACAUCGCGGUUGAUCUGGCCAAGGCCUUUGGCGAUCGCUUCAGCGGUGGCAACCUUGGCGUCAUGGAAGACAUGGUCAAGGCCGGUUUCAUGGGACGCAAGUCCGGCAAGGGAGUGUUUGUGUACGAAGGUGGCCGCAGCAAGAACCGCGAGGUCAACCACGAAGCCCUCGCCAUCCUGAACCAGAAGUACGCGUUGCAAUCGCGUGGUGCCAACAGCGUCGAGGACAUGCAGCUGCGAAUGGUGUCCCGGUUCGUGAACGAGGCCGUGCUCUGUCUGGAGGAGAAGAUCCUGGACAGCCCGCUGGAGGGUGACGUCGGUGCCGUGUUCGGACUUGGAUUCCCACCGUUCACCGGUGGACCGUUCCGCUGGGUGGACCAGUACGGCGCGGGCAAGCUAGUCGACAAGAUGCGGUCGUACGCCGACCUGUACGGAGCUCCAUUCCAGCCGGCGCAAACCCUGGUCGACAUGGCGAAGGACUCGACGAAGAAGUUUUAUGCUAGCAAGUAAGACAAUCCGUGCGUAGUUGGUAAGUUUAGGAAAGGUUUUUUUUACUUUUAUUAUUACUUUUUGUUUUUGUUUAAUCCCAUCGACCUGAUAAACGAGAAGAAAUACCUGCCUGUCACAUUAAAGUCCCAUUUCGCAAGGUGUAGUAACGCCAGUAAUCUUUAGUUGUAAUGUCCACCAACUUUUUUUUCUGUUGCAUUUUGUGUAAUAUAAAUGAACGAAACUUUGUUAAAACAA